Striga asiatica is the source of this 1295-nucleotide messenger RNA. The record is from the annotation of a GenBank genome assembly. NCBI's taxonomy places the organism in Eukaryota, Viridiplantae, Streptophyta, Magnoliopsida, Lamiales, Orobanchaceae.
AGAUUAACCUUUGUGAAUCGUUACGAUUCGUGAUUUGGUUGUUAAAAAGGCUACCGGUUUCACUAUGGAUGCGACAAAUAGUUCACUAUCUUCUGGAGAAACAUCUUAUGCAGAUAUCAAGUCUUUCUUUGAUUCAGCCCCUCCUUUAAAGGAUUCCGCUGAAAUAAAAAGAAAAUUAGAAGAAUUUAUGCAAAAGAAUCAUGUGCCAUUAGGUAAUGGAGAGGCCAAUCGAGUUGUGUGCGUGACAUCUGGCGGCACAACUGUUCCUUUGGAACAAAGAUGUGUUCGGUACAUUGACAACUUCAGCUCGGGUCAUAGAGGGGCUGCAUCCACAGAAUAUUUUUUGAAGGCUGGUUAUGCUGUAGUAUUUCUUCAUCGGAGAGGAACUUGCCAACCAUAUUGUCGGUCUCUUCCUGACGAUCCAUUACUUGAAUGUUUUGAAGUUACUGAUGAAUCAAAUAUUACGGUGAAUCCAAUACAUGCAAUAACAGUCAAGGGUGCAAUCAGGGAUAAUCGGGGGGCAGUCAUAAGAGGCAACUUGUUAAAACUUCCCUUCACAACAAUUUUUGAGUAUCUGCAGAUUUUGCAGUUGAUUGCACUAUCAAUGAGGAGCCUCGGGUCCCAUGCUUUAUUCUACCUUGCUGCUGCCGUUUCUGAUUUUUAUGUCCCUUGGGAGAGCAUGGAAGUGCACAAGAUCCAAUCGAGCUCUGGUCCUCUAGACAUGAGACUUGCUCAGGUCCCAAAGAUGCUUUCAGUGCUUAGAAAAGAUUGGGCCCCUACCGCUUUUUGCAUAUCUUUUAAGCUAGAAACUGAUAUAAAGAUUCUACUAGCGAAAGCUGGGAUGGCACUUGAGAAAUACAACAUGCACAUGGUCGUGGCUAACGAGCUGUUGACACGUAAGGAGGAAGUUAUUGUCGUUGAUAAGAGUGGGAAUAUCAGAGUUCACAGAGACAAGACUCGGGUGGAUGCUGAUGUGGAGGAACCGCUCAUCAAACUCAUAGUCGAUAGGCACUCUUCCUAUAUAAGUUCCGAGCCCUGACUUCAAAAUCGGCAUUUUUUUUUAGUUGGGUUGGUUUUAUUUGGGAUAGUCGUUCACGGAAAAUGAUCCUCCUGUCGAGCUUCUUCUAAUUCGUAGAAAUGAAAAGCUCCAUCUUUUUUACGUUUGUCGGAAAAUCGACCAAAUAAUAAUGAACUUCUUUUUGUUUUUGCACUUGUUUUCUUUAAUUUAUCUCAAGUUCUUUAUGUGUGCUUUCACUUGGUUAUUGUUUCCUUCUUCGGUCAUUUUUCUGUUGGAC